This is a messenger RNA of Lecanosticta acicola, 1055 nucleotides long. The record is from the annotation of a GenBank genome assembly. Lineage: Eukaryota; Fungi; Ascomycota; Dothideomycetes; Mycosphaerellales; Mycosphaerellaceae.
AUGACUUCUCUUCUCCUGCAAUCACCAACCUCCGCAGACCCCCAAACAGCACUCCGACUCUCCCAACAAGCCCCCAGCUUCUACAAAUCACAAGCAGCAUGGUCCCUCCCCUACCCUCUCAGCCUCCUCAUCAACAACGACUCCCAAGAGAAAUGGCAAGCAUACGAAAACAUCCUCCUCACCUGCAUCCGCACCGGCGACGACGAAUCCGCAUACCUCUACCUCGAAGAACUCACAGAUCGCUUCGGCCAGGCCAACGAGCGAGUCACGGCGCUCCGAGGCCUCUACGUCGAAGCGACCGCCAAGACAGACGACGAACUACGAGCCGUGAUGACGCACUACGAAUCCAUUCUCAAAGAGGACCCCACCGUGUUUUCGAUCCGGAAACGUCGCGCUGCGCUGCUGCGUUCCAUGAAUAAGAUUCCGGAUGCCAUCACUGCGCUCACGAAUCUGUUGGACACUUCGCCGACGGAUGCGGAAGCUUGGUCGGAAUUGGCGGAUAUCUACAUGACGCAGGGACUCUACGAGCAGGCGGUGUUUUGUCUGGAAGAGGUACUCUUAAUCACACCCAAUGCGUGGACCAUGCAUGCGAAACUGGGCGAGGUGUUGUAUUUGCAGGCGAAAGCAGGAGAAGCGGGGCCUGAGCAAUUGAAAGGUCUCUCGGAGACGAUGAGGAGGUUUUGUAGGAGUCUGGAACUUUGCGAUGAUUAUUUGAGGGGGUAUUAUGGCUUGAAACUGGUAUGGCUAGGAAUCAUGCGCUUGCUACAGAAAGUGAGGAUUGCUAAUUACCGUCUUGAUAGACCACGAAUCGUUUACUUGAUGCGCUUUCGAGCACCAAGAAAUCGCAACAAGUCUCUUCGGACCCCGCAACGGGCGACCUCGCUCCACCCUCAAUCGAAUCGGUCACCAAGCUGAAUGAGCUCGCAACUGCAAAGCUGGCAGAAAUCGUACGGAGAAGCGCAUCGGGAGAGAAAGGCUGGGACGGCUACAGUCCCUCAGAACUCAUCGCGGCCCGUGAAUUACUCGAUCGAGACACCCAAAAGAUUCAAAGAUGA